CACUUAACUAAACACACACACACGCGCAGUAGGCAGCUUGAUAAGCGAUUUACAGUUACAGAUCCAGCACGCAAUUCAAUUCCCGGCCAAUUGAGACCAUUAAAAGAGCGAGCGCGGAGCGGAGGCGACACCAUCACCAGAGCCAGCACCAGCACAAGCACACACACGGGCAGACAGAGAGAGGCACUGCAACAAGACUCGGCGUUCUUUGUUGCAAAUUACCGUUGGGCCCCCACUCCGCGCCUUCCAACGCCAACCCCUUCCACUGGGCCACCGGUCCACGGUCCGCGAUCCGCCAGCCAGUAGCUUCCAGCCAGUGCUCCGAUGCAGACGUCUCGCUGAGAAGGCAACAAAUCGCUGGACUGGAAAGGAGCAAGCAAAACCAUGUCGGCGGUGAACCAGAAGGAGAGCCCCAGCCGAGACUCGACGGCCUCCACAUCCGGCCACAUCUCGAUGCUGGCGGACAACACGCUGGAGUCGCUCUCGCGGGACUACAGCCUGGGCAGCCUGAACUCGGCGGGCAGCCAGGACGAGUUCUUCCGCUGCCGCGACCAUGCGGACAACAUCCUCAAGCGGAUGCAGCUCUACGUGGAUAGCCAGCAGCUCUGCGAUGUGGUCCUCAUCGCGGGGAUCGAUGGCAAGAGGGUUCCUGCCCACCGCCUGGUGCUAUCGGCGUCGAGCGCCUACUUCUCGGCCAUGUUCACGGGAUCGCUGCGCGAGACCAAGGAGCAGGAGGUGACCCUCGGCGAGGUCCACGGGGAUGCACUGCACCUGUUGGUGCAGUACUGCUACACCGGCUUCAUCGAGAUGCGCGAGGACACAGUGGAGACGCUGCUGGCCACCGCCUGCCUGCUGCAGCUGACUGCCGUGGUCACCGCCUGCUGCAACUUCCUGGCCCGCCAGCUCCACCCAUCCAACUGCCUGGGGUUCGCCUUCUUCGCGGAGCAGCAGAGCUGCACCACGCUGCUGCGCCUGGCGCAGGCUUACACCUGCCAGUACUUCAUGCAGGUGUGCCAGAACCAGGAGUUCUUCCAGCUGAACGCCGAUCAACUGGGCAAGCUGCUGUGCAGCGACGAUCUCAACGUGCCCUCCGAGCAGGAUGUCUUCCACAGUCUGAUGUCGUGGGUGCGCCACGAUUCCGCUGCCCGUGAGCAGCACAUCCCCGAGCUGUUGGCCCUGGUGCGACUGCCCCUCCUGCAGCCCGCCUUCAUCAUGGAUCACGUGGAGAACGUGUGCAACGCCAACGAGUGCCAGCAGCUGGUGAUGGAGGCCUUCAAGUGGCACCUGAUGCCCGAGCGCAGAUCCCGGAUCGCCACCGAGCGGACCACGCCACGCAAAUCCACAGUGGGCCGCCUGCUGGCCGUCGGCGGAAUGGACGCCCACAAGGGCGCCAUCAGCAUCGAGAGCUACUGCCCGCGCUUGGAUAAGUGGACACCGUGGAAGCACAUGACCGGGCGGCGCUUGCAGUUCGGUGCCGCCGUCAUGGAGGACAAGCUGAUCCUCGUGGGCGGUCGCGACGGCCUGAAGACCCUAAACACCGUGGAGAGUUUGGACCUGAAUACGAUGGCCUGGGCGCCGCUCAAUGCCAUGGCCACGCCCCGCCAUGGACUGGGCGUGGCGCUGCUGGAGGGACCACUCUAUGCGGUGGGUGGUCACGACGGAUGGAGCUACCUGAACACCGUGGAGAGAUGGGACCCCUUUGCCCGCACUUGGAGCUACGUGGCGCCCAUGUCCUCGAUGCGAUCCACCGCCGGCGUGGCUGUCCUGGGCGGUCGCCUGUAUGCGGUGGGCGGACGGGAUGGCUCCGUCUGUCAUCGCUCCAUCGAGUGCUACGAUCCGCACACCAACAAGUGGAGCCUCCUGGCGCCGAUGAACAGACGACGCGGCGGCGUGGGUGUGACAGUGGCCAAUGGCUUCCUCUAUGCCCUGGGUGGCCACGACUGUCCAGCUAGCAAUCCGAUGGUCUGCCGCACGGAGACAGUGGAGCGCUACGAUCCAGCCACCGAUACCUGGACACUGAUCUGCUCACUGGCCUUGGGCCGGGAUGCGAUUGGCUGUGCCCUGCUGGGCGACCGCCUCAUCGUCGUCGGCGGCUACGAUGGCAACCAUGCGCUGAAGAGCGUGGAGGAGUACGACCCGGUGCGCAACGGAUGGAACGAACUGGCGCCCAUGGGUUUCGCCAGGGCCGGCGCCUGUGUGGUGGCCAUUCCCAAUGUCAUACCACCGGCGGCCCAGCAGCCGCCGCCCAGUGCUACAGUUUAGUCUAAACCCACUCCACUUUCGGUUGCAGUGUAGGCUCGUUGAAUGCAUCGCUAGUGGGUUCGGUUUACGGAUGUGGGCCAAAUCUCCGGGUUAACAGGCAGCUUUUUGGGAACUAUUGCAUUUAACAACCAGCCAAACUUUCACUUUACUAGCUCAGGCUUGAGUUAACUAGAUAUUUCUGGCUAAAAGAUAUGAUGCCUUUACCUAAUGAUAUGUAGUAUUCUGUUUUGGUUUAGUUUUGUGGUGUACCAUUCCAUAAAUUAUUAGUUUACUUAUAUAUGCAGAUCCAAAUGCACUGUACAUCUCUCUUACAUUUUAAACUUCAAUUGUCAUUCCAUUUUUGCAAAAAUAAUUGCCAAAAUUAUGCAAUGUUAUUACUUCUUUUGGGUAGUCAGCAUACAUAUAUAUGUACAUUAUCCAUAGUAAUUUAAAGAGCACAAGUAUUUCCUACAUUUCCAUUGAAAACCAUCCUAGGUUUAGAAAGGUAGUUUUUUGAGUAGCUGCACCUCCUGAAGGCCUGAAAGCGAUGCACUUAGCGAAAACACUGCACCCAGUUUAUAGUAGUUGUUGUUACUGUUGCCGUGAGCUGCUCGUGGUUGUUGCUCGUGUUCCCUAACCCGGAAAGUUCUUGAAACGCAGCUCACCCUCGCCUCGCCUCGCCUCGCCUCGCUCUCGUCUGUGUUCUGUCAUGAUUCCCUGUGGUAUGGCAUACACCCAGUAUUCACCAACUUCCCACACGCCCAGCACUCCCUGUACUCCCUGUAAACCCCCACUUUUCGGCUGCUAUCUAGGACUAAGUAAACUAAAACCGUAUGAUAAUGAUAACAAAGACCCGGAGAAAUCUCAUAGGUUCUAAGAAGUGCAUGCUGCGAGGCUUCCAAUCUAAAAUCGACCCCUAGUUGUAAUUAAACCACAUAUUUCACCCGAUCCUCCAGAGUCUGGGCAGUCUCCAUCCCGCUCACCCCCAUGGUGACGUACGCUUCACACGCCGCAUGCCAUCUCGCUCGCACCGGUGAUGGGCCCACACUCCAUUCCAUACAACAUAAUUCGUAAUAUCCUAGAUAAGACUGCGCCAAGCCAAAUUUCCAACAAAAUUGCUCAUUUUGCAUGUGAAGUGUGCAGACCAUCAAAAAACGAAAACAAUCAAAAAGACAGCUGCAAUUGCUUAGUUUUAGUUAGUAAAUACGCUGUAUUCCAUGGAAUGAAUCAAUUUCGACCUGCAUCGUCAUUUUGUACCGAUAUUCCUAGUAAAUCUAGAUGUGUGUUUGUGCGUACAUCGAGCAUCUAUUUCUAAUUGUUUUUUAUGUUUUAUUUCUUUCUUUCCCUUUCCCUUCGAUUGCAUUUAAAAUAAAGAAAAAGAAGAAGUGGAAGCCAGUGAGAUUGGAUCCAAUCUGCUAUAAUAGGCGUCCCAGAUCUGUCGAGUUUGUCGACUACUAUAACAUGUAAAUGCAAGACAGACAAGACAACAGACAAGCAAAACAAACUAAUAACGUAAACUAUAAACAUUAAGCCAAGCUACAAGAAACACAAGAAAACGUAAAAAAAUAAAAGAAUCCAAAUAUUACGUAUUAUUUUAUAUUUACACAUAUAUAUAUUUUUACACUAAACUUACACUGCAUAAUGUUUACACUGGAUAUGUAUUUUUUGUAAUAAAAGCGAAAAUAAAACAGAUAUUUCCCAGCAAAUGCAGGUUUAACUUCGAAAA
Molecule: messenger RNA, 3967 nt
Organism: Drosophila biarmipes
Lineage: Eukaryota; Metazoa; Arthropoda; Insecta; Diptera; Drosophilidae
Product: kelch-like protein 5
Exons: 5
Coding region: 385-2262 (625 amino acids)
Molecular function (GO): protein binding
Source: RefSeq, a predicted model, not a curated record